UGAAGCUAAGACCGUGGAAAGCAGAGCUGAGGGAUGAAUAAGAAACACCAUUGAUGCAAACCUCUGUAUAUGUCUGUAAUGCCCUUUUUAUUUCUAGCUCAGUACUUAUAUGAUUAUUUGUGCAGUUCUGUUUUUUUUAUUAAACUCAAUUUGUUUUUCAACCUAAAGCAGGUGAAGGAAAAAGGCAGCAGAGAAGUAUCUAAGCCAGCCCACUGAGGUAUGACUCACCAGCAAGACUUACUAACUUCCAGAAGGAGUACGUCAUCUUCUUAUGGACCUCUGCUAAAGAGACGCUCAAUAUAAUACAUAUAAUGUCAGCAUAUGAGAAGAUAUGUAAACAAGAGAAAGAGGAUAAGGACUUCCCUUAUGUAGCCAUUAUAAUACCAGGAAAUGAGCAGAUCUGUAAGGAGGAAGAAGUAGAAGAGUUUAUUUGUACCCAUUGUGGGAAGAGUUUUACAGGACUGUUUAAUUGCUUAAAACAAGAGCAGCUUCAUAACGGAUAUACAGUAAAUCAUGUCAAUGAGCAAACUCAAUCAGAAGAAGCAUCUUAUAAGUGUACUGACUGUGGGAAGAGCUUUACGUGUCUGAAUUACAUUUUGGCACACCAACAUAAUCAGGUUGAAGAAAAACACUUUAAAUGUAAGACUUGUGGGGUAUCAUUUUUAUAUCAGGCAGCACUUUCUGAGCAUGUACAAACCCAUGGAAAGGAUAAUAAACCUUUUGUAUGUACAUACUGUGGAAAGAGCUUUACAUAUCGAUCAACAUUGUCACAGCAUCAGCGAAUUCACACUGGAGAAAAACCUUUCAAGUGUACAGAUUGUGGGAAGACAUUUUCACAGAAAACUACACUCACUAACCACCAGUAUAUUCAUGAAGGUAGGAAACCAUAUAAGUGUUCUGAAUGUGGGAAGAGUUUCACACAGCCCUCAGCUCUUGUUAGUCAUCAGUAUAUUCAUACACAAGAAAGACCUUUUAAGUGUAUUGACUGUGGAAGAGGAUUCUCACAGAAGUCUUCACUAACAGCCCACCGUCGAAUUCAUACAGGAGAGAAACCAUAUCAUUGUUCUGACUGUGGAAAGAGUUUUACGCAAAAAUCUCCUCUAAAUGACCACCAACGAAUUCAUACAGGUGAAAAACCUUAUAAAUGCAGUGAAUGUGGAAAGAAGUUUACAUACAGGGCAAGUCUGUCUCAGCAUCAGAGGAUUCACACAGGACAAAAACCUUUCAAGUGUACUUACUGUGAAAUGACUUUUGCACAACAAACUACACUAAACAAUCACCAGAAAAUCCACAAGGGUAAAAAACCAUAUCAUUGCAGAGACUGGGAAAUUAUUUUUCACAAAUAAGCGAACUCUUUAAGAUAUGAUAUACCAACAAAUUCAAAGAGAAUAAAUCCUGGAUACAUUAUGAAUGUCAUUAAUAUUUUUGAGACAAGUCAGAUAUCUGUAGUUACUUAACUCAGUAUUGAAUCAAAAUACAAAAUGAUUCAAAAAGGUCAAGUUUCUGUCCUAGCUUUCAAACAAAAUCUAAACUUUAGUGGCAUUUCAGUGUGGUUAGCCUUAAAAAUGUAUUGAUUUUAAGUUAUUCUGAGACAGUACAAGUACAGAAAUAUCAAAGGAAUAAAGGUAGAAAGCCAACUGUUAGAGAAGUGGAAGGGAAAUUACACAUAAUAAAGAAAAUAAAGCAUUUCAUCUAGGACAUACGGAAGGAAACAAAGAAUUGCUUUUAGGUAAUUAAUAUCUAAGGUUUUUAAGAGAAACCAAUGAUAGGCUGGAAGUUUUUUGUCAGAUAUUUUAUAUCUACAGAUAGGUAUCAGUGGAAAAUAAGAAAAAUAGAGAUUUAGUCCCCUUUCAGUAAAUGUAGCAGCAAGAAAAAAAGAUAUGUUGGCUUGACUUCAUCACUGGUGAACAAUUCCAUAAAAUCAUAGAUGAAUUAAGUAGUGUGGAAUAUUUAUAACUUCAGUGGUAACAAAAUAAAACGUAAGACAAAUUCAAACGAGGAAAAUCAUUUUUUGAUAGGGUGACUAGGAUAUCAGGUCAAGUUGGAGAGGUUAACAAGAAAUUCUUAGAUUAAAGAAAGAAAAUAAAUUCUAUAUACAAAUCUCCUAAAUGAGGUAAAAGAUUAGUCAGUCUGUGGGGUCUGCAGUAAAGCUGUAGCUAUAAAACUGGUUAGGGGACAAGAAACUCAUGGAGAAGGAAAAAUUAUCCACUACAGGUGUAGAGAAGUCUGAGACCAUUUAUAUUAAUAGCUUUAACAGUGACAUUGCAGAAGGGUAGACGGGAGUGGCAUACCUGUGUGAAUUUGUCUAUAGAAUCUGCAGUAAAGCAGAGUUAACAGUACGUAUGUAAUCAGCAUGAAUACAAAUCUGAGACAGUUACAUUAGUUUAUGGUAGACGAGUCCCAAUUCCUUCACUUAAGCCACAGAGAUGUCUUAGUGUUCAUAACACUAAGAUGGGUAUUGAUAAUGAUCACACAGGAACGGCUAUGGGUUAACUCAAAUAUGAAAUAUCCAAAGUGAUCAGCAUAGAGAACAAAGCAUUGAAAAGCACCGAGAGGUUGCUUUGGACAGGUAUAUAUCACAACAGACAAAUGGGGCUGGGAGUGCCUGUUUCAUGGGUUACUUGUGAGACUACCUCUGAAGCAGUUCCUGUGGUAGCGGGCACUCCACCUCUGGAAGGACGCAGAGUAGAGGUGGCCCAGAAAAAUGCAACUUUUACUGUGCAGGAUUAACAUUAUAGUCUAUAAAGAAAGUCUGAUAAAAUGAAAAACAAUAUCUGUAUGUUUAAAGAAAGCAAGGGCGAAGGGAGGAUAUGACAGAAGCCUCUUCUUGCAUAUAAGCAGGUGCCAAAAAAGAAACUUUUAUUUCUAAAAAAAUAUGUAUAAUUUAUAUCAUGGUAGAUAGUACACAUGAAUGCUGAAGUGUUUUUUUACAUUCAUAAAAUUUUAGUAAGCACAAUCCUCAAUGGCCAUUGAGGAGCUUCCAUAUUCUAACAGGCACAGUCAGAUUUUCUAUUUCCCAUGAAGUAGUCUGAUUUUAUUUGGGCUCUCUAACAGAUCCAUAUUUUUAAGUAGAAAAGUAGUCCUCUCUAUAAAUAGGAUAGGUGUUGUAUCAUAACACUGAUUGCUCUUUAUUGUGUUUUUAUUUUUGUCUUCAAGAGACAUCCCUUCUACACUGUGCACAAAGAGCUGUGAUAUGAAAUGAGAAAGUUAUUCACACAACGUCUUUAGAAUCCAACCAUGAAGACAGUAAACACAUAUUAGCUGUAGUAUUUCCAGGUAUAUUAAACUUUAUUGCCAAUUUGGUUCACAUUCUACCCAAAUCAUAGAGCAAAAUUAAUAUGUGAAAUAUGUUAGUCACAGAAAUGGUGAACGAUUCUUGAAGUAGUUUAUCAAAGAUAAUGAUGGGUUUACAAUGAGAAAAUGAGAAAACAUGAAGCAGACAUAAAAACUGAAGAGUGAUACAAGUGAAGAACUGGGUAAAGCCAAAGGCCAAGCAGUGUCUGAGAUGUUAGUAGGCAAAAUGGGCAAGCCAUGCAAUCAUGACUUACUGGUAAUUUUUGUGUUUUCAUGUUUCUAGUCCUGAUACCAUGUAAAUCGUAACAUGAAGUUCUGAGAGGAAAAUAAAACUAUCUUUUCUAACAUCACAGCUUUGUACUCUGCAAGUGUAGACUAUUAUGUCAAUACAUAAAUUUAAGAUCAGUGUUAGCUUUUCCAUGCAUUUGUCACAGAAUUGCAGUUACAUAGAUUUUACUGGAAUGAACAGGGCACAACAUAAAACAAGAAAUAAAGUGCUUGGGAAUGCAGCUGAGGUUCAGGCAUACAGAAUUUGAUUUCAUAGGUACAUUUUUUUUAAUAACUGCCUCAUUCAACCCCAGAACAUGAAAUGUUGUUCUAAAAUCCAUUCUUAUGAUGGCUACAAAAAAACAUUUGUGGGCUGUCUUUGAAGUUGUUCAACAUGAAUUAUAAACUGUACUAUGAAGCAAACAGUACUUAACAAGAGGCUAUCCCAGGGUAAAGCAUCAUCACAUAUCACAGCUCUGCCAUCAGGCUACACUUUUAAAUACACUGGAAAAGAACAUGCUUAUCACAGCUGAAUGCACACUCUGAUUAUACCAAUGUUCUUGUAAAAGUGACAGCAAAGCGUUAUUUUUCUAAAAUUCCAGUUCAGUGUGUAACAUGAGCAGCCACGGUUCCCAAAUAUAAGAUAUAACUAACAAGAGGUGAGUAGUUCCAUAUACACAGUUUACUGAAUAUUCCAAUGAAUUUCGGGUUUUCCCAGUUAGGGGUCACCACAGUGGAACUCCGGACCGCUCAUGAUUGGCAGU
Molecule: messenger RNA, 4325 nt
Organism: Protopterus annectens (West African lungfish)
Lineage: Eukaryota; Metazoa; Chordata; Ceratodontiformes; Protopteridae
Product: gastrula zinc finger protein XlCGF8.2DB-like
Exons: 2
Coding region: 312-1346 (344 amino acids)
Biological process (GO): regulation of transcription by RNA polymerase II
Molecular function (GO): DNA-binding transcription factor activity; RNA polymerase II cis-regulatory region sequence-specific DNA binding
Source: RefSeq, a predicted model, not a curated record